AUGCCCACGUUUAAUCCCGCUAAGGACAUCCCUGAUCUUUCGGGCAAAGUCAUUCUUAUAACCGGCGGUACUUCGGGCAUUGGCCUUACCUCGGUACACCUUCUCGCCCCGCACAAACCCUCGCAUAUCUACUUCACCGGCCGCAACGCUACCGCCGCCGAAUCCGUCAUCUCGGCUGCGCAAGUCUCGGCCCCGACCGUACCCGUUACCUUUAUCCCGCUCGACCUCGCCGGUCCGCGUACAGAGAUCCGCGCUACCCUAGCCCCACACUUCUCCGGCCCGGACGCCCGCCUUAAUAUCUUAAUCGCGAACGCUAGUAUCAUGGCUACGCCGCCCGGCCUUACUACCGAGGGCUAG
This is a messenger RNA of Aplosporella prunicola CBS 121167, 357 nucleotides long. RefSeq lists its product as uncharacterized. Lineage: Eukaryota; Fungi; Ascomycota; Dothideomycetes; Botryosphaeriales; Aplosporellaceae. The coding region runs from base 1 to 357 and encodes 118 amino acids. The record is from RefSeq and is a predicted model, not a curated record. The transcript has 2 exons.